Molecule: messenger RNA, 267 nt
Organism: Aphanomyces astaci
Lineage: Eukaryota; Oomycota; Saprolegniomycetes; Saprolegniales; Verrucalvaceae
Exons: 2
Coding region: 1-267 (88 amino acids)
Source: RefSeq, a predicted model, not a curated record
AUGAGCUGCGAUGAGGAGUCGUCUGCUGCGAGCGACAACGAAGAUGGCGAUGAAGAAGGCGGUCAAUUGCACCAAGCAGUCUCCCGGGCAUGCACAUUGUGGCAGGCCAACGACCGCGGCGACGGCCGAUGGAUCCUGGUGCGACCCAAGCACACCAGUGCAACGUUACUACCGCAUGUACGGGUCGUCCAGCACUCUCCUUGGGCGAGUGGGAAUCAGUUCUGCCCGGCUAUUCAAUUGAGUACCCUGCGGGCUUUCGAUGUGUGA